AUGCCUCUCUCCCUGCUUCACGUGUCCGUCCUGGGACUGCUCCUCGCGCUCUCCUCUGCGUGCUACAUCCAGAACUGCCCUCGGGGCGGGAAGCGCGCGCUGCCAGAGGCGGCCACCAGACAGUGCAUGUCUUGUGGCCCCGGAGACAGGGGCCGCUGCUUCGGCCCCAGUAUCUGCUGUGGGGAGGGUCUGGGCUGCCUGCUGGGCUCGGCAGCGUCAGUUCACUGUGAGGAGGAGAACUACCUGCUCACUCCGUGCCAGGCAGGAGGACGACCCUGUGGAUCAGAGGGGGGACGCUGCGCUGCUUCAGGACUCUGCUGUGACUCCGAGGGCUGUGCGGUGGACUCCGGAUGCCUCGGCGAGGUGGAGGCCAUAGAUUCGGCCCAUAGUUCUGCGAGGAGCUCGCCCACAGAGCUGCUGCUUCGUCUCCUUCAUGCAACCAGCAGAGGACCGACCGAGUACUGAUCCACCUCACAGCCUGGAGCCGCUUCUGAGCCUCAUGUUCUGAACUCUGAACCAAGUCAAAGUUUGUUGUCUUUAAACUCUGUGCUUCUUUUUGAAGUUUUUAUUUGACAUAUUAGGAGAUAAAUAUCACAUUAUUAAUGUUAAAUUUCCUGUCUGCU
Nematolebias whitei (Rio pearlfish) is the source of this 623-nucleotide messenger RNA. It is a transcript of the gene avp, whose product is annotated as arginine vasopressin. The transcript is spliced from 3 exons. Gene Ontology annotation, molecular function: neurohypophyseal hormone activity. Lineage: Eukaryota; Metazoa; Chordata; Actinopteri; Cyprinodontiformes; Rivulidae. The record is from RefSeq and is a predicted model, not a curated record. Gene Ontology annotation, cellular component: secretory granule; extracellular region. Bases 1 to 465 code for a protein of 154 amino acids.